GGCCGAUGAAGAACGUACCUUGAUCUUCGAACGAUCUGUACAGAAAGUGACUGUGAAGGUGGGGGUGGUGGAGGGAAGGAGCAAGCGACUGUAGAGACGACGGGAGGAGCAACCAAGUGAACGGAUGAAAGGGGAAAAAGAGUCCAAAAGGACGGCAAAAGGGAGCGAGUGACAGGGCGAAAGAAGAGAGACAGACUCUUGUGCUGCAGGGUUACAUGAUGAUGCGACCUCAGGGGCCUAUGACGGGCUGGGGAGGCCCUGGAGUGCCACCUCAGGGGUCAAGGGGGUCGUAUGGGCCGCCCACUUCCGGCCCUAAGGAACAGCAGGUGCCAACAUACGGGCCGCCACCUGUGCAGCAGCAGCAGCCACCCAUGGGUUCACCGUAUCUCCAGCAAGGACCGCCACGCUUUGGCCCGCCUCCUCAGGGGCCAACCGCAGCGGGUCAGUUAUCGGAGGCAAAUAUGGCCACUGUCGGACCAGGUUCAGCAGGGGGACUAGGACCAUUCCCAUCUGGACCGCCAGGGUUGUCACCGGCAACGGCCGGUCAGACUCCCAUGGGCCAGCGCAUGGCAGGACCAGGUGCCCCAGCGCAAGGGUUCAUGUCAUCGGCCAGCCAAGUGCAGCGUCCCGGUGGUCCGCCGAUGAUGGGAGCACCACCCUAUUCGGCAUCCAUGGCAGGGGGGUUUCAGCGCGGCCCACCUCUUGGCUCCAUGCCACCUGAGUCGCUUCGGUCGGGAGCAAUGGGACAAGCUCCUUCCCCUCCAAUGCGGCCAAUGGGGCCAAUGGGGCCAAGUGGCAUGGGGGGUCAACAAUUCCAUCCUACUCCUCAGCAGCAUCUAGCCUCGCGAACGGGAGGAGGGAUGAUGGGUAAUGGGCCAUCAGCUCCCCCUUCGGGAAUGAUGGGAUCAGCUGGGUCCGGACCUGGACCAUGGGGUCCUCCUCCAGGCGCAUUGGCAGCACCCGGGACCCAGCCUGGUGCUGGGGUAUCGCAUCCUCCUCUUCCACCUUCGAUGUCGCAAGCAACGCUUCCAGAUGGCACACAGGCGCGACCUGAUGCGAACCCUUUUUUCCGUUCCCCACCUCCGAUGGGCCCUCCAACCAUAACUGGCCCUCCGGGACCACGAGCAAUGGGAGUUGGUCCACCACCUCGUGGCCCUCCGUCCUCGGCCUCACCUUAUGGCACCGUUGAUCCUCAGCCAGGCGUCGCACUUGGAUCUGGCCCUCAGACUUCUCGGUCAUUGCCGCCCGGUGGCCUUCCUCCUCCCCCUUCGCAGCCACCGUACAUGUCACCGUACACUCAGUCGACGCUUCAGCCUCCAACAAAGCAGAUGGAGCGGAUCUCACUGGGUCCUCCUGCAAGUGCCCCGCCUCCUCCUGCUCACUCAAUGGGGCCACCUGGACAUGGCUCUUUGGCGCCUAUGACACCACCGUCUCAAGCACCGACCAUGAUGCACCCGUCUGUUGGAGCUCCAGGCCUCGGGCAAUCGCGACAUGUCUAUUCCGAUCCGUACGGUCCAGGGGUGCCUGGGUCAGUGCAGCCUCCAUCUGCUUCUCUUGGGGUUGCAAACUCACCGGCCGCUCAUGGCUCUGUUGCUGGUCCAAGGCCGCCUGCAUCGCGCAUUGAUCCCAACACAAUCCCGCGUCCAGUCGAGGUCCAGUCGUCACCUGAAGUGUUUCAGACACGUGUAAACAGGAUGGCCACUACGCCCCCGCCAGCAACAUCUCAUUUCGUGGCGAAAGACACCGGCAAUUGUAAUCCGAGAUUUAUGAGAUGCACACUGAAUCAGAUUCCAGUGACCGAAGAAUUGCUGACAAAGUCUGGGAUGCCGCUGGCACUCAUGGUCCAGCCACUUGCAUUGCCUGAUCCCGAGGAGGAUCAGAUACCAGUCAUUGACUUUGGCGAGUCAGGACCUGUAAGAUGCUCUCGAUGCAAGGCGUAUAUGAACCCUUUCAUGAAGUUCGUGGAUAGCGGCCGGCGUUUUCAGUGUAACCUCUGUGGUGCAAUGAAUGAGACUCCGAGGUCGUACUUCUGCAACCUGGGGCCUGACAUGAGAAGAAGGGAUGCAGACGAGCGGCCAGAAUUGUGCAAGGGCACUGUGGAAUACGUGGCAACUCGGGAGUAUAUGGUCCGCCCACCGAUGGCGCCAACGUACUUCUUCUUGAUCGAUGUGUCAGUGAGCGCCGUCUCUAGCGGCAUGACAGCUUGUGUUUGCAAUGCCAUCUGCAAGUGCCUUAGCGAGUUUCCGGAAAGCUCAAGGACAAUGGUCGGGAUCGCGACAUUCGACUCCACAAUCCAUUUCUACAACCUGAACCCAUCUCUGUCCCAACCUGCAAUGCUGGUGGUUCCAGACGUGGACGAUGUGUAUACUCCUCAACCGUCAGAUUUGAUCGUCCCUCUGCAUAAGAGUCGCGACCAUAUUGUGGCCCUGCUGGAGAGCAUUCCAAGCAUCUUUCAGAACACACGCAUUGCAGAAUCAGCUUUUGGAGCAGCAGUUCAGGGUGCCUACAUUGCGUUGAAGCCUACAGGAGGCCGGCUGCUUGCGUUUCAAUCCGUGUUGCCGUCCAUCGGUGUUGGGGCGUUGCGUGGGCGAGAGAGCGAGGCGAAGUUAUCGUCCAUGGCGUCAGGAGAAAAGAAGGAUGCGCACAAGCUUCUGCUUCCAGCGGAUCCCACUUUCAAAAAGCUCGCGGUGGAAUUUGCCGAGUUCCAAGUUUCGGUUGAUUUGUUCAUCACUUCCCAAGCGUACGUGGACGUGGCAUCCUUGGCCGUGCUUCCGAAAACAACAGGGGGACAGAUAUACUUCUACUACCCUUUCACUGUGACCGUCGACUCUCCGAAGAUUUAUAACGAUCUCCGGUGGAACAUCACACGACCGCAGGGGUUGGAAGCAGUUCUGAGAGUGAGGUGCAGCCAGGGGCUCAUGGUUCAGGACUACCAUGGCAACUUCUGCAAGCGGAUUUCGACCGAUGUAGAUCUUCCCUCAAUCGAUUGCGACAAAUCGAUCAUGGUGACAUUCAAGCAUGAUGAUAAGUUUCAGGAUGGAGAAGAGGCAUGCUUCCAGUGCGCCCUGCUCUACACGACGGUGGAUGGUCAACGUCGCAUCAGGGUGCACACGCUUUCUUUGGCUUGCACGUCUGCCCUAGCUAACCUGUUCCGGUGGGGAGACCUGUACACGCAGUUCGCCUACUUCUUGAAGCAAGCUGCCGAGCAGAUCGUGUCCACCCCGCUGGCGACGGUGAGGGAAAAUAUCGUCAAUCUCAGCGUUAAUGUUCUGCAUGCUUAUCGCAAGAACUGUGCAACGUCUACAGCUGCUGCGCAGCUCAUUCUGCCGGAAGCCCUGAAGCUGCUGCCUUUGUACACUUUGGCAUUACAGAAGAGUGUUGGACUGAGGCCUGAUGCUCUCGUUGACGAGAGGGCGUAUUGGCUUGCCCGCGUGUCGUCGCUGUCCACUGCAUUAUCAAUUCCUUUGGUCUAUCCACGGAUGUUUGCUCUGCACGACCUGCCGUCCGAGGGAGAAGAUAAUGGUGGUGUUUUGCCAUCGCCUGUUCAUCUCUCCAGCGAGAAGCUGGAACAUGAAGGCAUAUUUUUGCUUGAGAAUGGCGAGGAUGCGUAUCUUUGGGUCGGGAAAGGAGCCAGUCCGGAUCGGCUGUACCAUUUGUUCGGCGUUCAGUCUGUUGAUGAAAUCUCCCCGGGGCACUUUGUUCUGAAGGAAUACGACAACGAGCACUCAAAGAGGCUGCAUGCAAUGCUGAACCAGAUCCGACGGCAGCGCUGUUCGUAUCUUCGCCUGAGAGUUGUUCGACACGGAGAUCCCUUGGAGCACUUGUUUUACUCGUACCUCGUGGAGGACAAGAUGCAGGGUAGUAUGUCGUAUGUAGAAUUCCUCUGUCAUGUCCAUCGCCAGAUACAGAGCAAGCUAGCGGGCGCAGUAAAUUGAUCCCUAGCUCCGGUAAACCUUAACUGAUAUUUGUCAGAUUUGGAGAACCGUUCCUCCUUUUGGAUUGCGUCGAGUCCGUUAUGUUAAAUUUGAGUACAAGGCGGUUCCCGGAAGUAAUGCACUCGCUUUUUGGAACUCGGCUUUGGCUCGUUGUAUCUUCCAAAGGACCUUUUGGAGAACCGUUCCUUCUUUUGGAUUGCAUUGAGUCCAUUAUGUUAAAAGAAUUGAGUACAAGGCGGUUCCCGGAAGGUAAUGCACUCGCUUUUCAGAUCUCGGCUUUGGCUCGUUGCAUCUUCGGAAGGACCUUUUGAGAACGUAGAAGGGAGUGCAGGGAAGGACUUCGUGAAUGGAGGUGUAGCUAGCAGUGCAGGGAAAUCCCAGUCCUUGGGUGGGUGGGGGGGGGGGGGGGGGGGGGGGGGGGGGGGGGGGGGGGGGGGGGGGGGGGGGGGGGGGGGGGGGGGGGGGGGGGGGGGGAGGGGGGGCGGGGGGUUCAGCAAGAGCCUAGAAGGUCAUGCACUCGCUGUUUGGAUCUUGGCCCCUUAGGAAGAACUUUGUGAACGCAUAGGGGAGUGCAGGGAAGGACUUAAUGAAUGGAGGCAUUGCAAGCAGUGCAGGGAAAUCCCAGACCUUUGGAGGGGGUUGGCAGGAGCCCGUAAGGUCAUGCGCUCGCUGUUUGGACCUUGGCUUUGGGUCAUUGUAUGUUCUGAAGGGACUUUUCAAAUUGAGUAUAGGGAGUGCAGGGAAGGACUUUGUGAAUGGAGUAGUGGUUCAGGGGAAUCCACAGACCUCAGGAGGCAUUUGGCGGGAGGAGGAGGAUGUGCGAGAGAACAGAUCUUUCGCAACAGAUUGGGCUUGACGAUGAAUAAAUUGUGUGGGAGGGUACUGUUAGUGGGUGAUCGGGAUCGGUAUCGAGUUUUCUGUUUGAAAGCAAACCGAGGUUUUCUAGUUUUGACUCUACACGAGUGGGGGAGGUUUUUUUUUUACUUUUUUUUUUGGUCUUGUGGGUAGUCGUUGCUCGUUAAUGGGGCUCAGCUUUGGUGAUUGCCGAACAGAGGACGGGAGGGACGGGAUCUGAUGGAGCGUGAGCGCCUGAUGGUUGGAAAUCGAGGGAGGGGUUUGAGUGCAGAAGCUCUCGGAGGAGAGCUGUGGAGACAUUCGAAGGGAGAAUGGGGAAGAUCACAUCUCGUUCUGUCACGCUGUGGCUUUAGGAUUAUAUGACCAAUUGAGGUUGGAAGGGUCAGUCGUUCGUUUUUCGUUUUGAUGCGCAGGGAGAUGAGAUCAAGUUUGGGAUGGUGUGAUUGAUGUUUGUCUCUUCCUUUUUUUUUCUUUUGCUGCUUUGUUUUGUUUCGUGGGGAACGUCUAAGUUUUAUCAGCGUCGUGAUGCGAUUGCGGUUUCUUUGCUUGCUUUCCUCUGUUCCCCUUCUUUCUUGUUCUUGUGUCGGGGUGAACGUGGAGCUGUGCUCCACGCGAACAACAAAUGAGCCAUGUCUCA
Messenger RNA from Chara braunii, 5427 nucleotides. Lineage: Eukaryota; Viridiplantae; Streptophyta; Charophyceae; Charales; Characeae. The record is from the annotation of a GenBank genome assembly.